AUGGCUCACAUUUUAACAGUGCUGUCUAGUAAAUUUGUUACCAACAACGGGAUCCGGAAUAUCAAAACGGCCCCGUACCAUCCGGCAUCGAAUGGCUUAGCAGAACGGGCUGUGCAGGCGGUGAAACAAGGUCUACUAAAGCGGCGAGUGAGAAAUUUAUACACUUUGCCUACCGUUCCACAGCCACUGAGACCACCGGAAGCCGAAACUAGCUACAACUUCUGGACGGCCGGAUCGUCCACCGACAAUCGAACAACGUACGCCCCCUGGGGUACAGACACACCGGCCAAAGAGGAACCUGAGUCCCGUUCUAGCACAGAGCAAGCAGCGGAGGACGUGAAAACCGAAACAACAUUGAGCCCAUACUUAGCUGGCCCAGCCGAAUUCGCAAACUGGUCGAAUGUCUCCAACCAGGAAGUUGACUUCAGCCACGAGGAUGGAUAA
This is a messenger RNA of Dicrocoelium dendriticum, 444 nucleotides long. The record is from the annotation of a GenBank genome assembly. Lineage: Eukaryota; Metazoa; Platyhelminthes; Trematoda; Plagiorchiida; Dicrocoeliidae.